UAAGGUGCUGCUGCGCUGAUGGGCACAGACUGCGCGCACGUCGUACGAGCGUUUUGACGACGCGUAUUUGCUGUCGAAAGACGAACGAAUUCGUUGGCGGAGAAUUCCGCGGGGACCAUCAUCCGUAAAGCCACAGGAAGAACAGGAGGCCCCGUGAACACGUGCCGUUGACGAAGGACAACAACGGCCCACCUGUAUUUCCACAAGUUACGGAACUAGUAAUGUCUACUAGCGUUACGUCGAGGUGUGGGUGCAUGUUCGGGCAGAUGACGAUGCGCUGCGUCUACGAGACGCGACGACGUUCAUGAGACAUUUUCACACGCCCUCGUAACGCAAACGCGUAUACAGGCAGCACACGUUUCAUUAUUAUUAUGCCGGAUCGCGGAUCCUCGAAGUUGUCCUUGUAACGAUCGGUGUUGGUCCGGAUUGCGAGAAGUUAGCGGCAAAGUGGAAGCACCUCUCGAGAUUCCGUUAUUCCAAGUGGCCACCUCGAACGCGCGUGCUGUUUCUAACGAGAACAAGAGAAAGAUUUGCAUAUACCUGAGACGGCGAAUUUCUCGCACUUGAGAAUAAUAAUCUCGCUCUGCUGCUCGAACGACGAUACACGCCGGGUCAUUCCGUUAUCACGUACAUAAUAGGUCGCGAAGGUGUAAUAAGCGCGCACCUUCGGUGCAGGACGCACGCCAUUUUCGAUCUCCUCGCCGUGAGUAGUGUGAAGUAGACUGCGGGACGACGCGCUGUGUGGUAGUGCGUAUCGAGUGUAUCUUCCGCCCUCCGCACCCCGCUGGCCAGUCCACGGCCGAAUCGCCGUGAAGUGUGCAUUUAGUGACUGAGAGAGAGCUGUGUGUACAUAUAAAUGGCGACCAACGAGAAAUGGUACUUCUCGAAGGAACAGCUCGCAAAUACGCCGAGUAGAAGAUGCGGCAUCGAGGCGGAUAAGGAACUAAGCUACCGCCAGCAGGCGGCCAAUUUCAUUCAGGACAUGGGACAGCGGCUCAUGGUAUCACAAUUAUGCAUCAACACGGCCAUAGUAUACAUGCACAGGUUUUACGUGUACCACUCGUUUACGCAGUUCCAUAGGAAUGCCAUUGCGGUGACUGCGCUCUUUUUAGCAGCAAAGGUAGAGGAGCAGCCAAGAAAAUUAGAACAUGUUAUCAAAAUGGCACAUAUGUGUCUUCACAGAAACUCAAGUCCUCCUGAAGUCAAGUCUGAUCAAUACACUGAACAAGCUCAAAACCUAGUGUUCAACGAAAAUGUCCUUCUACAAACAUUAGGUUUUGAUGUUGCCAUCGAUCAUCCCCAUACACAUAUUGUUAGAUGUUGCCAAUUAGUAAAAGCGAGCAAGGAUCUGGCCCAGACUUCAUAUUUGAUGGCAUCUAAUAGUUUACAUUUGACGACAAUGUGUCUGCAAUAUAAACCCACGGUUGUUGCCUGCUUCUGCAUACACUUGACAUGUAAAUGGUCUGAAUGGGAGAUACCACAAAGUAAUGAAGGGAAACCUUGGUUCUGGUACGUGGAUAAGGCCGUAACUGCGGAAUUGUUGCAUCAGCUAACAUUAGAAUUUCUUCACAUAUUCGGCAAAGUUUCGUCGAAGUUAAGUCAGGCCGCUAAAGGCCGGAGCCCAAGCAUGCACCAUCCGAGUUUGUCGGGUUCCCCAUUUGAUAUUGAGCCGCAUAAGAUCCAAUCGCCCGCAACGUCGGAUGGCGGACCUUCUACUUCUCACGCGAGCCGACCACAUCACUCGCAGGAGAAGCAGGAGAAGCCGGGAGACGAGAAAGGCGCGACCUCAUCAUCAGCGAGGCCAAUCGACUACCGCGAAUAUCGGGAGAAGAAAGAGCGCGAGCGCUUGGAGCGAGAGAAAAGCGCGCUCGCGUCAAUGAGCACGCAGGGUCACAUCACCGAUCCCAACAAGCAUCACUCCCAUCACCACAAACUCGUGACAAAUAUGCCGAACAAGCACCAGUUGCCGUCGAUGCAAAAAUCGGGGUUACAUCAUAAUCAUCACCACCGGCCCGACGUGAAGGUGAAUCCGGUCUUGCAGAGACAUUCGGCCGGCACGCAAAUCAGGGAGACCAGCCGCGAUCCUAACCGGCAGAGAUUACCGAGGGAAUACAUCGGUGGCACAAGUACCGGUAGUGUUGCGCAUCCGUCGAGAGACGUUAGCUUGGACGCUGCCGUCGAUGUUGCAACUCAUCAAGCGGAUGUAGGGGCCGCGCAGAACGUGAGCCACGGUAAUUCGCAAGAAAAGCCGUCGAGCAACAACAACUACAACUUACACAGGCUGAACACGCUCGACGGUAAGCAGCAGCCAUACGAUAAGAGGAUGCACGAGCUCAGGCGUAGCAAACCGACAGAGCACAAAAAGGACGGCGAGCCGAAAGCAUACGGCGAUAAGUACACGGAUCUCGCCUCCAGGGUGGACCGACAGCGACGCAAGUCGGACACGUUGGAGCAGAGAUGCGAGGAGGUACGGAAGCUGAUCGAGAAGCCGCUACCGCUGCCACCGAAACCAACGGAGGCACCGUAUAUGUUGAAUGCGCAAAAACAGGCGCACCAUAGCAAAUACGAGAAAUCAUUGGGCACUUCGCACGCGGUCGAAGCGAAACAUUCAGCGAUGGGACAGAGCGCGCUGACACAGGAUAAGUCGCCCAGCGCGCCCACAGCCGCCUCCACUGUUAUGCCUCAGGUGUCACAGAAGAGCACGCCGGCCAGGAGUAUGCACAACCAGCAUUCGGCUUACGGCGUGUCUCAAAUCCUGAAAGACACCAUCAAGAACGGCAGCUCUCAGCCGUGUUUGUCCACGUUAAACAAUGUGGACGAUACUAAGCUGGAGAAACGGCCAAGGAUUCAUGACGACUCCGAGAAAAUCUCCGUCGACGUGCAGCAACAGACGCCACCUACUAGCCGACAUAGGUCACUUUUCAGCCCGGAAACGCCGACCACGAGAGAGCCUCAUGUGCAGAAGCUCAAGUCGAAACAGAAGACACCGGCGGUGAGGGCUAUAAAGCAAGAGCGCGUGUCGCCGUUCACGAGUCCAAUGGAAUCGCAGCAACAGGACUCAUUGGUGAUGAAGCGGUCGUCCAGCGACAAUACAGUGCCACACAAAAGGCCGCGCACCACCAGUACCGGCGAAAACACCGGCGAACAUCCGGUGAAAGUAAAGACCGAGGAUUCAUCUAGCUUGGAGGCUAUGAGGAUACUCGGUCGCGUACCUGAGUUGAUCCAACCGAUUCGCGACGCUCCGCUAUCGACGAGCAGUGGCCAAGCCAGUUCUUCGGCGAUUACCGGCGCAGAUGUGAAGCCACCGACGGAGCAGUUCGUCAAAUACGAGCUGGACGCGACAGUGCCUCGUCUAAACGCGACGAUAACGCAGCACAAAGUGGCAUCGAUGAGCAUGCAGGCACUGACGAACGGUUUGGAUUCGAACCCAGUGAUAAAGCAAGAGUGUUUAGAACAACACGUGAAAAAGGAGCAACCGCACAGGAUUCAGCAGCCGGUCAACGUGAAGCUCGAGCAAUCGCAUUCCCAUUCGCAACAGCCGAGGCUCGAAUACUCACCGAUGAAGUCUGCGCAAAGCAUCAGCGCGUUACUACAAGAGCCACUAGCCCCGAUGCCAUCGUUGCUGCAAGUAACAAUGCAACAUAUCUCGACUCACAGUCAGCAAAUGCAGCCGGACCUUCUGCAGCAACAACAACAGCAGCAAUCCACUAUUCAUUUGCUGACGAACCAACAAUUCCCGAUGACCACAUCUAGUAAUUUAUCUGUGUCGACCGCAAGUGACACCGCGUCGAUAAUCUCGACAGUCGACAUGAGUGCUCUCUCGUGUGUGCCGCUCGCGCAUCAAUCGAGCGGCACAGAGCUUAUGUCCGUCCCGCUCCCGAUCGUUGCCCCGAUAGCGCCCGUAUCUGAGGAGAAACGAUCGGAUCAUCAUAAGAUCGAGAAGAAAAAGAAGAAGAAAAAACAUAAAGAGAAGGAUAAGAGCCGCGAGAAACACAAACAUAAGCACAAGGAUAAGGACAAAGAGAAACAUCGAGAGAAGGGCAAAGAGCGGAGCGAAGAGAUCCCGGCGGCGGCGCCCAUUAAAAUCACUAUCCCCAAGGAUAAGCUGAACUUGAGCACCGAGGCGUCGCCAAAUGUAACCGUCGCGUCGGCCGGUAACAGUGCGGCACUGUCGAACAAGUCACCGCAGAAUACUGGGCUGAAAAUCAAGAUCCCGAAGGAGCGACUUAAGGGGACGGACAGUGUGCCCAGUUCACCGGCGCAGCCGGUCGUUCAGGGACCCCUGAAGAUCAAAAUACGGACCGACAGUAUCUCCAGGAGUUCCGCGGCGCCGCCGACGACCUCGCUAUCGCCACAAGCACCGCCGCUGCUCCAACCGACGGCAGGGAGCAGCAGUUCGAGCGGUGCUACGAGCGGCUCGCACGCAGCCUCCGAGCCGACAAGCGAAAGCGCGAGUCGGAAACGUGAGCGGACCGACCAGGAGAGCGGGACUACCGGCCAGCCGUCCACGAAGAAGCAGUCACAGUUAGCUGCGACGAGCUACGGCCACCGACCCGGAGAACGGCAGAAUGGCAGGCAUUAUAGUUCCGGAAGCAGUAAUAAGGAACGACACACGUCCAGCCAUCACAAAAACUCUAGCAAGCUGUCGCAGUCUCAUCAGUAACACAUAACAAUAGUAUGGACAAAGAGAUAAAGACGUUCUAGGCAGUUUCCGAAGCUAUUUAUUCGCCGUGCUGAAGACCACGGAUGCAAUUUGCUGAUUAGCACGAGGUUUAUUGGAAGGACUGGGAUGUGCUCAGUGAAAUAUUUCGAAGUAACCGCCCAACGCGUACCGCUCCGUUGUCUGAUAACCUCGUUCGUUUUCGUCAUGACAAGGAUCAUUCCCCUUCACUUUGGAUUCUUCUUUUCUUUUUCUUUUCUUGCUCAUCUUCUUCUUUCUCCUUCUCCCUUUCUAUUUCUCUCGUCUCAUCUCGUUCCGCUUUCUUCUUUUGCUUUUUCUUCCUAUACUUAUCUUAACUUUCAUCGGUGACGAUUCGAGAAACAACUAUAAAAGACGUGUAAAUAAAGAAAAAGAUAAUGACGACUGUUGUUUCUCCGCAUCGACGGAAGUUGCAUCGCCGGGCAUCGGCUUCACGAUGGAAGUAUGCGGAUGGCAAACAUAAACGAGGAAAGAAACGCAGUCUCAUUCUCUUAAGUCAAAUCAUAAAUAUGUUAAUUCACCAUUAGGUGCGUUUUUGUGCGAUCGCUCGUUCGCUCCUCUCCCGUUGCCCGCUGUAACACUACUCUACACAGCAAUUACUAUUAACUUUAGGACAUCCCUAUGAUGUAUUUUGAACAUUUUUGUUGUGUGGAACAGUGUUAUGUGUUGAUUGAUUGUAAACAAAGGAGUGAUCCUUGUCACUUUGCGAAACCGUAUCGGACUCCGCGUAAUUUCGCGUUGCUCAUGUCCUAAUUGCGAAUGAACCGCGUCAUAAUGACGCGGUUCUCAACAUACGUGUAACAUAUUGACUCACUUGAUUGCGAUUAUUGUUAAUACUGACGUUCGAAAUACUCCGUCACUCGCGCCACAUUCGAUUGCUCGUUCAAAAAUACCCGAUAUCGUUCUCACUCUUAUCUCUCACAUCUUAAUUUCUGUGUUCUCUUAAUUUUUUAAUUUUUUAAUUAACGUUUCAAAUGUUUCACAUUUAAUGCAAGCGUCGAAAUCGACGGUACUUACCAGACUGUCUAGACUGUGAGAAGAGUAUCAGAGACAUAUCCUUAGAACGAUUCGAGCACGACGUCGGCGAAAUGUCGAGAAAGAGAGAGAAAGAGGAGGGAGCGAGCGAGAGAGAGAGAGAGAGAGAGAGAGAGAGAGAGAGAGAGAGAGAAAAUCGGAGAAAAAUAUAAAUACUUUGUUUUACGGGAAGCGUAAUGAGGGUAUGUCGUUUACGGUAUAGGUUCUUCUUUCGUAUUUUAAGCAAGCCUGACAAGGCUACACAAAGUUAGGAUUUUGAUAAAAACGAACGGAUAAGAAGAGAAGAAUAGAAAAAAGAAGAGGAGAUUGGCGACCUCGCUCUUAAAUUCGUUUUCCGUACCAUUUCGUCAUCUUAGUGUUAUUACACGUAUAAGGUAAAGCAUUUAUAUUGAGACGUCUAAAUAAUAAAAAAAUUAAAGCAAAUAAAAAGAAGUGUUUCAGAUGAAAUUAUAGACUUCCAAAGGGAAUAUUAUAAUGUUAUUGGCUUGACCUUCGGAUGGAGUGUCAAAGUGAAAUGAAAGUCAGCUUCAUAUUUUUUAAUGGAACUCUAAUUUUGUAGACAACUUUGUGGCCUUUUUCAUGACAAAUCCAAUAACCAUACACUCAAGAUCAUUGGAAAUCAAAUGAUGAAAAACAGAGAGAGAGAGAGAGAGAGAGAGAGAGAGAGAGAGACCAAAAACGUGAUGGAACGUUUUCCUCAGGAUACACAAGUGAUAUAUAAGAAUUAAAUGACUAUUGCACUACUAUAAUUCUAUCACAACACAGACAGAAUGACUUAUGUUGUAUCUAAAAAAUAAGGAUCCUGAUAAAAAAUAUGAAGUUGACCUUCAUUUCACCUUGACAUUCCAUCUGAAGAUCAAUCCGAUAGCAUUACAAUACUCCCUUUGAAACUCUACAAUUUUGUCUGAAACACUUCUUUUCAUCUAGUUUUAUUUUCUUUUUAUUUAGAAGUCUCAAUAUAAAAACACCCUCCCUGUACACACACACACACACACACACACACACACACACACACACACACACACACACACACACACACACACACAUAUAUAUAUCGCCGUUCUUCCGCGUCACGUUUCCGGAGGAGCAUAAAUAUUGAAUCGCCGAAUUUUUGGCAUAAAUCGACCGCAUGUUCCGGAUUGGUUCGUUGCAGAAAGAAGAUUUGGCAGUCACGUUUUCUCGGUGACCCAACAACAAAGUCGCGAAAGUGUACGUACGCGAAUUUGGAGUUAUGCCCACAUUUUAUUUUUUUUGUUAAUUGUAUUUUUCGUAGCAGACCGUGAGGUAGUGCAAAUUCAAUGCUCGACUCUCAAUUCUUUCGAUUUGCCGUCAGAGUGUAGUUUUGUUGCAAUUUUGUGAUGCUCGAACAAACUUGGGCAAGUGUAUUAUACCAUAUAUAUGGCACCAGUGUGUUCUAUAUAGAUAUUUCUUAGGUAGUGUAAUUUAGUAGACUUUAUCCGAUGUAAUUUAUUAUCGCAAUCCUCCGGUCAGUCUCGGCGACCGUGAGUACGUUACACAUUUAACGAUAUUUGAUUUCCGGCUGUGCCACAAUCGAUUUCUCGUUUCUUCUCAUACGCGUGACCGUCUACGCGCGAUGUCGUCGCGUCGUACACACCGAUUCAUUUCUUCAUGAUACGAUCUAGCACUUUUAAACUCGCCCUUUUAAAUCCGCGUUUCUUUUUUCCUUCCCCGAACAUCUAAUAAUUCACACUAUAUCGUUUAGAAUCAUCGGUGAUGCUACGACUUCUGUUACCUGUUCUAUUUCGCAAAAAUUAAUUCACGACCGAAUGUGUCUCUACAACGAAACGAUCGAUCGAGAGAGAUAGAAAGAGAGAGAGAGAGGUAACGAGGAAGCACGUGCAUACGAUGACACAUUUCUACGCGCUGUUAAAUACCUGUCCGAUAAUAUUUAUAAUUGCUGUUUUCAUCUUGUAAAUAGUUCUUUAUCCGCAUAAUAAAAUAGAAAUACGAUCGUACCGUCGUACUUGAUAGUGUGUACAUAUACUAUACACACACACGCGCGCGCGCGCGCGCAUACACACACACACACACACACAUUUAUAUAUCGCGAAUAUGUGUA
Molecule: messenger RNA, 7814 nt
Organism: Dinoponera quadriceps
Lineage: Eukaryota; Metazoa; Arthropoda; Insecta; Hymenoptera; Formicidae
Product: cyclin-T
Exons: 8
Coding region: 857-4663 (1268 amino acids)
Biological process (GO): positive regulation of DNA-templated transcription, elongation; regulation of transcription by RNA polymerase II
Cellular component (GO): cyclin/CDK positive transcription elongation factor complex; nucleus
Molecular function (GO): cyclin-dependent protein serine/threonine kinase activator activity
Source: RefSeq, a predicted model, not a curated record